Messenger RNA from Mus pahari (shrew mouse), 1164 nucleotides. It is a transcript of the gene Cisd2, whose product is annotated as CDGSH iron sulfur domain 2. Gene Ontology annotation, biological process: regulation of autophagy; autophagy of mitochondrion. The coding region runs from base 82 to 489 and encodes 135 amino acids. The transcript is spliced from 3 exons. Gene Ontology annotation, molecular function: 2 iron, 2 sulfur cluster binding. NCBI's taxonomy places the organism in Eukaryota, Metazoa, Chordata, Mammalia, Rodentia, Muridae. The record is from RefSeq and is a predicted model, not a curated record. Gene Ontology annotation, cellular component: mitochondrial outer membrane; intracellular membrane-bounded organelle.
AGCCCGCGAGCCCGCCGGCCGCUUCCGCUCUCACGCAAGCGCAGCAGUGGGGCAGCGGACACCGCCACCGCCGCCGGCAGGAUGGUCCUGGACAGCGUGGCCCGCAUCGUGAAGGUGCAGCUGCCCGCCUACCUCAAGCAGCUCCCGGUCCCCGACAGCAUCACCGGGUUCGCCCGCCUCACAGUUUCAGACUGGCUCCGCUUACUGCCCUUCCUCGGGGUACUUGCGCUUCUGGGCUACCUCGCAGUGCGUCCAUUCUUCCCGAAGAAGAAGCAACAGAAGGAUAGCUUGAUCAAUCUUAAGAUACAAAAGGAAAAUCCCAAGGUGGUGAACGAGAUAAACAUUGAAGAUCUGUGUCUCACCAAAGCAGCUUACUGUAGGUGCUGGCGGUCCAAGACGUUUCCUGCCUGUGAUGGAUCCCAUAAUAAGCAUAAUGAACUGACAGGUGAUAACGUGGGUCCUCUCAUCCUGAAGAAGAAAGAAGUAUAGCAGUAGCCACUUAAGAUGAAACUCUGACAUAGUAUUUCUACGUUUGUUGUGCAUAGACAACUCUCAGUACUGGUUGAAUAAUUAUUUCUGCCAGUUAUUUUCUUGCUACACUACUGCUUAUAUUUGGUACUUUAUAUAGUCAGUCAUUUGUGUAGAAAUCAGAUGGUCAAGUCUCAUUCUGAAAUCAAGUUUAAUGUGUCUUUCAACAAUAAAGUCAGCAUAUCAGAUUUUAAUUAAUUGGGAAUUUAAAGUUUGACUGUGGGCCAAAAGUUAUUUCUUUGUAUAUCAGUAUUUCAACAGAAUAUAUAGUUUUUAAAAAAUUCUCCUUUGUUCUGUUAAAUAUAUCUUUAUAUUGUCUUGUUUUGCUCAUUUGAAGUCAUUUGCCAUUCUUUUGGCCUUUUGUGGAACUCUGCUGCUUUUAGAAGAAUUAUGAAAAAUAUUGCUAUCAACAUAUUUUGAGGCAGUAAAACUCCUUUGUUUUAUAGAGACUUUUACCUUAUGACCAUGAUUAUCCCAAUUUCUAAAAAAGUAAAUCAGAUAUAAAAAUUUCCAAAUAGAAACAAUUAUUUUCAUCAUAAAAAUGAUUCACUUUACAAAAGCCUUGUUUUGUGUGUGUCUGUGUGUGUGAGAGAGAGAGUGUGUGUGUGUGUGAGAGUGUGUGUGUGCGUGUGUGUG